Parasteatoda tepidariorum (common house spider) is the source of this 1734-nucleotide messenger RNA. Lineage: Eukaryota; Metazoa; Arthropoda; Arachnida; Araneae; Theridiidae. The record is from RefSeq and is a predicted model, not a curated record.
AUGAAGGCAUAUUUUCCAACUAAACUUAGAAUAGCAGUUCUACCCGCUAGCAGAGCCAUAGACAUUGAAAAAAUCAACAACACAACCAUUAUCUCGGGUUUUGAUAGUGAACUUAUAAAACUAUUGUCGCAUGCACUAAAUUUCGAAUAUGAUAUUUUUGUUCCCUCAGACAAUUCGUACGGUUCCAUGGAUGCAUUCGGAAACUGGACUGGAAUCGUUGGAAUGGUCGCAAGAAAGGAAGUGGACAUGGCAUUCAGCACUAUAAGUAUUACAGAAGAGAGGUCAUCUGUUGCAGAUUUCAGCGUACCCUACUACAAUCUUGAAAAAACAUUCCUGAUGAAUCACGCUUCAUUCUCGCAAAAAACAACAGCAUUCGCGUAUCCUUUCAGCGGACUCACGUGGAUUUUAUUCUUCGCCGUACUCCUCAUUGUGACAGUGCUAUUUCGAGCUUUGAUUUCGCCGAAAGAUUCCAUUAUUUCGGUUUUCUUCAAUUUGUGGGGUUCUUCUUUCGGACAAGGAAUAAGCUACAACCCUCGUUCAAUGUCCAGGCGGAUACCACUUGGAAUUUGGCUCCUUUAUUCAUAUGUUCUGAUUCUGGGUUACAGCUCUGUCCUGCUAUCGUUUUUGACAUCCCCAAUCAAAAUGAAACAAAUAAAAGAUUUCAAAGAUCUCUACACCGAAGUCAGAAAAGGGAAAAUGGAGUGUCUAGCAGCUGGAGGUACCUAUGAAGCAAAUUAUUUGUCGCAAAGCAUUGUACCUCAUUUGAAAGGAUUAGGGGAAUACAUUCAAAAGAAUAAAUGGUACUACUAUUCUAAUAUCAGCCACAUUGUUCCGGAACACGUAGCAAUACUCGGGGCACCCAUUCUAUUUCAAGUAUUUUUGGGGCCGCCAGAAAUGUACUUUUAUUCGAAAGAUGUUUUUGGAAAUUUUCUUUCAGGUGUUGCCAUCAGAAAAGGUUUUUGCUGCAAAGAGCGCUUCAAUAAAAUUCUACUCCGAAUUUUAAGUGGCGGCAUAUAUAAAAAAAUCGCGGAAGAUGAAAUUUUUAAAUUCUUAUUAGUGAGAAAUUUGAACAGUAAUUAUUCUCAGAGUACACCUGUCUUACCUUUAGACUUAUCAGAUUUAAAUGGUGUUUUUCUUAUUCUUGGGGUAGGCUGGGCAGUAGCUAUUUUUACUUUGAUAAUGGAAAUCACUUACAGCGUAUGGUCGAGCUCAAAACCUGAUAUGUCUGGUGUUCCACGAAUCGCAAAUGUUGGAGAACAUAACAUUAAAUUAAAACUAGGAAGUGCUCCUAAGAAACAAAAACCUUUUAGGAUUCCAGAAGCUUUGAAGGAAGAAGUUGAUCGCCAAAUAGAGGAACUACUACAACUUCGACUGAUAGUACCAUCCGAAAGUGAGUAUGUGCAUCCGGUAAUUUACCAAGUGUCUAAAGCCAAGUACAUCACUUUAAUAGACCUACUGAAAGGUUAUUGGCAAUUGAAGCUUAACCCUGCUUGCCAAGACCUGACAUCAUUUGUAACUCACCGAGGACAGUAUGCUUUCGUUGUUCUACCAUUUGGACUAGGUAACGCAGCUGCUACUUUCCAAAGAACUAUGAACAAGGUACUCUCAAAACACCGAGACUAUGCCGAAUCUUACAUAGACGACAUAACGAUUUACUCUGAUGACUGGGAUACUCAUCUCAAACACCUGAAUGCAGUUAUGACUACUCUAGAAGAAGCAAAAUUUUACCGUUAA